Cryptococcus amylolentus CBS 6039 is the source of this 1443-nucleotide messenger RNA. RefSeq lists its product as hypothetical. Bases 1 to 1443 code for a protein of 480 amino acids. The record is from RefSeq and is a predicted model, not a curated record. Lineage: Eukaryota; Fungi; Basidiomycota; Tremellomycetes; Tremellales; Cryptococcaceae. Gene Ontology annotation, molecular function: UDP-glycosyltransferase activity. The transcript has 10 exons.
AUGGACCGCCUCCAACUGGUCAAUUGCGUGCAGCAGGCGCUCAGAGCGGAGGGUCAAACGCUGGCUGAGCUGGCGGAAGCUGCGAGCUUUGCCACAGCACUGCCAGUAGUCAUGUCAGAGCUUUUCAAUGGCAACGCUGAGAUCAAUGGAAACGUCAACAAGUUUGAAGGGAUGAACCCGACAGUAAUUGUCUAUGAUCUCUGCCAACACAUGGUUGUCAACAUUGUCAAGCAAGUGACCAUGCUCCUUGGGGUCUCCCUACCACCGCUCCUCAUGGUACUUCCUUGCAAUGCCGCUGCAGCUUUCCACAUGUUUGCUUCCGGGAAGAACAAUGGCGUAUGGGCCACUGUCAUUCGUGACACCCAAGAAGAGAUCGCCAAGGGAGCCACUCCUGUUGAAGCCUUUGCAAAACAUUCCUAUCGCAGCACAGGAAAGACCGUACUUCUACCUGGUCUGCCAACCAAAUUUGACUAUGAAUGGUGGCCUCAUCUUGCUACCUGCCCACUCCAUCCUGAGAUGACCAUGACCAUCUUGCCUUCUUACCAUGCGCUCCAAGAUUCUGCCACUAAGGGCGUCAUUCUUUCUUCCGCCGCUGAGCUUGAGCCAGUGGCUGUAGAGGCGUUAGAAGCCGAGAUUGGGAAGAAGGUGUAUAUGGCUGGUCCUCAGUUCCCGGGUGUGAUGUGGGAAGGCCACUCGACGAUCCAAACUCACAGUGCCGACGAUGAGCGCGUGGUCCGCUUCCUUGAUGAGAUGAAGAUCAAACAUGGCUCUCGUUCCGUCUGCUACUUGAGCUUUGGCUCCGCCUUCUUCCCUCUCCUCCGUCCAGAACUCAUCCGAUACAUCGUCCAUACUCUCCGCCAGGCCAACACCCCUUUCGUAUUCGCUUACGCGUCUGGUAUCGGCCCUGUACCCGAGGAUCUGUUGCGGGAGUGUGAAGGAAUUGAAAACGGGUGUUUGGUCAGGUUCGGGCCGCAAUGGGCCGUGUUGAAUCAUGAGGCUACUAGUUUCUUCAUUACUCAUUGUGGAAGUAACAGUACAGGAGAGGCCAUACUCGCCGAAGUACCCAUCGUCUCCAUCCCCUUCUUCGGCGACCAAGCACAGUACGCCGCCCUCCUCACCGAAGUCCUUCACGUGGGCAUAGACCUCAAACAGACAAAGACGUUUCAACAUCCCGACUUGUACAACAUUCUAUACGACGGGACUGUGAUUGUGGGCCCGGAAGCGGCUAUCAAAAAAGGAGAUGGUGGAUGUAUGGGGAAGGAUGAAGGGGAAGGAAGGCGAAGAGAUGAGGAUACGGAUGAAGAAGGUGAGAGAGACGAUGAGCCGGAGCAGAGGGAUGGGACUGUCCCUUUUGAGUAUGAAGGAGCUGGGGUGCAUCUAGUCUUGCAUUAUGUCGAUCAUUAUGACCGAUCUAUUCUUAUUCUAAACAACCUACAAUCAUAA